GGCCCAGCACGCAUAACAGAACCAGAUCAGUGCAGAGGUUAACACAGUCACAAUGGCCCCUGCAAAGGAAUCAAAGAAGCGGAAAGCAGUUACUCGCGAUGUCGAACCAGACACGAGUAUUGUCUCCGGCGAUGAAUUGAAUAAUUUAGACCUUUCUGACGGCGCUCAUGAUUUGUCGGACGAAAGCGAUUCCGAGGUUGAAAUAAUCAAUGAGUUCAGCGACGAGGAAGAUGACAGCGAGUCCGACAUUGACAGCGAUGAAGUCCCGUCUGAUAUUGAAGAUAAAACUGGGGAAGUCAGCAGCAACACGAAGCGUCCAUCCCAAACUAGGGACGAAGACGACUUCGAUGAGCCCAAUUACCGAGUCGAGGUAGACGCCAAUGGAAACGAGCGAUACGUGUAUGACGAGAUCAAUCCAGACGAUAAUUCGGACUAUUCGGAUGCAGAUGACAACGCAAACACAAUUGGCAAUAUUCCUCUCUCAUUCUACGACCAAUAUCCUCACAUCGGUUAUGAUAUCAACGGAAAGAAGAUCAUGCGUCCCGCUAAGGGCGAGGCAUUGGAUGCUCUAUUAGAUAGCAUAGAAGUCCCUAAGGGCUGGACAGGUCUUACCGAUCCUUCGACAGGAAGACCCUUGGAACUCACUCAAGACGAGCUAGAAUUGCUACGAAAAGUUCAAAUGAACGAGAUACCCGAGGAAGGUUACAACCCUUACGAGCCCACGGUUGAAUGGUUCACCAGUAAGCAGGAGAUAAUGCCUCUUAGCGCAGCACCUGAACCGAAACGUCGAUUCGUUCCUUCCAAGCAUGAAGCGAAGCGUGUGAUGAAGAUUGUACGAGCCAUCCGGGAAGGCCGCAUCCUUCCUUAUAAACCACCAGCAGAAGAGGACGAGGCAGAUGACGGUCUGAUCCGCUAUGAUAUUUGGGCAGACGAAUCUCCACGCCCAGACCACAUUAUGAACGUUCCAGCGCCCAAAUUGCCUCCUCCUGGUUACGAGGAAAGCUACCAUCCCCCUCCCGAGUAUUUGCCAGACAAGAAAGAGCGAAAGGCAUGGGAGGAAGCUGAUGAAGAGGAUCGAGAAAGAGAGUAUCUUCCAACAGAUUACGGUGCUCUGCGGAAGGUCCCUGGAUAUGAAAACUUUGUCAAAGAGAAGUUUGAGCGUUGCCUGGACUUAUAUCUCGCCCCUAGGGUCAGGAGAAGCAAACUCAAUAUCGACCCCGAAAGUUUACUCCCCAAGUUACCGAGCCCGGAUGAACUCAAACCUUUCCCCACGGCAUGUGCAACCCUUUUCAGAGGGCACACUGGCCGUGUACGCUCUGUAUCAGUUGAUCCUACUGGACAAUGGUUGGCUAGCGGAGGUGAUGACGGAACAGUGCGUGUUUGGGAGAUUCUCACGGGUCGCCAGCUCUGGUCCGCGAAAUUGAGUGAUGAUGAACCUAUCAAUGUAGUCCGCUGGCGUCCUGGCCAGGAUGCUGUCAUACUUUGCAUUGCCUGUGGAGAUGAUCUUCAUCUCGCCGUUCCCCAGAUCGUCAAUCCUGAGCUUGAAAAGGCCAGUUUGGAACUUCUUGAUGCCGGUUGGGGCUAUGCGGCCAACAAGUCUGCCUCUAAGAACGGAGAUACAGAGUCAAAGAGUACUCCUACGAACUGGAUUCGACCGUCUGCGGAGUUUGCUGAGUCUGGAGUGUGCAUCACAAUACCAUUACGAUAUGUUGCAAAGUCCGUUUCAUGGCAUCGCCGAGGAGACUACUUUGUUACCGUUUGUCCCGGAUCUUCCACUCCUGCACAUCAAGCUAUUGCGAUCCAUACACUUUCAAAACACGUCACGCAAAACCCUUUUAGGCGCCGACUCAAGGGAGGUGGUCCCCCUCAAGCUGCUCAUUUCCAUCCCUCCAAGCCUAUCCUUUUCGUCGCCAACCAACGCACCAUCCGCGCAUACGAUCUGUCACGUCAACUCCUGGUCAAAAUCCUGCAACCCGGUGCCAGAUGGAUCUCAUCCUUCGAUAUCCACCCUCAUUCCUCCUCAACGUCUGGCGGUGACAACCUCAUUGUCGGAUCCUAUGACCGUCGGCUCCUAUGGCACGAUCUCGACCUAUCAGCACACCCAUACAAAACCCUCCGUUAUCACAGUAAAGCCAUCCGAGCCGUCAAAUUCCACCCGAGCAGCCGUUAUCCUUUGUUCGCAGAUGCCAGUGACGACGGCUCACUGCAAAUCUUCCACGGCAGCGUUACCGGUGAUAUGCUCAGUAAUGCCAGCAUCGUUCCACUUAAGGUAUUGCGUGGCCAUAAGAUUACUGGUGAACUUGGUAUCCUGGAUCUCGAUUGGCACCCUACUCAGCCAUGGUGUGUCUCUGCUGGUGCGGAUGGUACAUGUCGUUUGUGGUGCUAGAUAUUCGGUUUUCCAUGAUAUUGAACCUUUUUGAUUAUAUUUAGAACAUAAGGGCGUUACAAAAGUUAUGUACAUAAGCACUUUGCCCCACGUAGAUGGUGCAUUAAUGAGAUUUUUUCAUCACAUGUC
Molecule: messenger RNA, 2515 nt
Organism: Talaromyces stipitatus ATCC 10500
Lineage: Eukaryota; Fungi; Ascomycota; Eurotiomycetes; Eurotiales; Trichocomaceae
Product: ribosome biogenesis protein Erb1, putative
Exons: 1
Coding region: 53-2386 (777 amino acids)
Biological process (GO): maturation of LSU-rRNA from tricistronic rRNA transcript (SSU-rRNA, 5.8S rRNA, LSU-rRNA); ribosome biogenesis
Cellular component (GO): PeBoW complex; preribosome, large subunit precursor
Molecular function (GO): protein binding; ribonucleoprotein complex binding
Source: RefSeq, a predicted model, not a curated record